Cervus elaphus (red deer) is the source of this 846-nucleotide messenger RNA. Its product is annotated as interferon alpha-3-like. Gene Ontology annotation, biological process: B cell differentiation; natural killer cell activation involved in immune response; defense response. The record is from RefSeq and is a predicted model, not a curated record. NCBI's taxonomy places the organism in Eukaryota, Metazoa, Chordata, Mammalia, Artiodactyla, Cervidae. Gene Ontology annotation, molecular function: cytokine activity; type I interferon receptor binding. Gene Ontology annotation, cellular component: extracellular region.
AUGGGUGUGAGAAAUGGAAUAUCUCAUGUCAUGUCAGCAAACAAAGAUGUCACACCUAUCUGUGAUUCUGCCCUUCCCAAAUGUGAAUUUCUGGGCCGCCUGAUGAUCAAUCCUCCAAAAUUCACUUUCAAGAAAAUAAAGUGUAACCACCGCUCCCUCCAAGUGUUCAGGUGUUUAGAAUGUGUCUUCGCUGCUUUUCGGCAGUGUAACGCGAAGCCGCCCAUCACCCCAAGUCCUCAAAACUUGCCUAGACCUCUCUCCAGGCAGCCCUGCAGAGCCCCCAGCAUCCCCGUGGCCCUCCCCAUCUCUGUACUGCUGGCCCUGGGGAUGCUCUGCUCCAGCCCCGCGUGCUCUCUGAGCUCCGAGCUGCCUGUGAGUCAUGGCAAUCUGGAAAGCUUCACACGCUGGAGUCAGAUGGAGAGAGUGUCCAUCAUGUCCUGUCUGAGGGACAGGACUGACAGAUUUCCUCAGACCCUGGAGGACGGGGCCUGGCUUGAGAAGACAGAAGCCGCAGCUGUUGUGCAUGAGUUGCUCCAGCUGACCUUCCAGCUCUUCAGCACCACGGGCUCCUCUGCAGGUCGGGACGAGAGCCUCCUGGACAGAUUCCUCGCGGGACUUGAUCAGCAGCUGGAGGAGGUGGACAUGUCUCUCAGGGAGGGAAGGACGAUGGAACACUCACCUCUAGGGAGUGAGAACUCCAGAUUGGCUGGGAAGAGUUACUUCCAGCGAAUCAGUGUGUAUCUCAAAGAGAAAGAAUACAGCCGCUGUGCCUGGGAGGUUGUCAGCGUGGAAAUCAGAAGGAGCUUGCUCUUGGCCAACAAGCUCAUCGGAAAACUCAGGAAAUAA